AUGGCACUCAGCGCUUACCUGCCCAAGUCCUUGCUCAAAUGCUUAUGUGCAAACUACACCGUCAAGCUCACCACGCCAAACGCGAGAACACAUUUCAGCACAGCGAAAAUCCCAGAGAGCGUAAAAGCAUUGUACGAGAAGAAAGUUGAACAAAUGGAAUUGCGAAAAAAACAGUUGGAAAUGAAAAAAAAAAAAAUGGAUAAAGUUCAAAUUUCGAAGGAACGAAAAAAUAAAUUCAAGUCUUCCAAGGGACAGCACAACGUAUUUUAG
Molecule: messenger RNA, 270 nt
Organism: Plasmodium fragile
Lineage: Eukaryota; Apicomplexa; Aconoidasida; Haemosporida; Plasmodiidae
Exons: 1
Coding region: 1-270 (89 amino acids)
Source: RefSeq, a predicted model, not a curated record